Molecule: messenger RNA, 477 nt
Organism: Papaver somniferum (opium poppy)
Lineage: Eukaryota; Viridiplantae; Streptophyta; Magnoliopsida; Ranunculales; Papaveraceae
Product: probable serine/threonine-protein kinase PBL7
Exons: 3
Coding region: 1-477 (158 amino acids)
Biological process (GO): protein phosphorylation
Molecular function (GO): ATP binding; protein kinase activity
Source: RefSeq, a predicted model, not a curated record
AUGAAAAUAGCAGAAGGUGUUGCCAAGGCUUUGAAAUAUUUGCAUGAUCAAAAAGAUCCUCCUAUAAUUUAUAGUGGCUUGAAAAGUGCCGCCAUUUUAGUGGACGAAAAUUAUAAUCCAAAGCUGUCAGAUUUCUGCCGUGCAAAACAUGAGUAUGCUCUUUGCGGCAAACUCACUUUGAAAUCUGAUGUCUACAGUUUUGGAGUUGUUUUGCUUGAGUUGAUAUCUGGGCGGAAGGCAGUUGAUGAAACCAAAUUUUAUACUUCUGAAGAAUGGCAUACUGCUGCAUGGGCACGACCAUUGCUUAUGGAAAGAAAGCAGUUCCCUGACCCACUCAUGAAAGGACAGUAUCCAUACCGUGGGCUUGUCCAAGCUCUCAAUCUUGCGAAAAUGUGUCUACAACAAGAAGAAGCUCAGCAAAGACCUUGUAUAGCAGAAGUUAUGACUACUCUAUCCAGUUUAGUCUCCCAAAUUUAA